AUGAUGACUAUGCCUCCUUCGGCACAUACACUGGCUGCAAGUAUGAUGACAGCAAUGCCAACAAAACCUAAAAUUGGAUUCUCAAUUGAUUCGAUUGUCGGUAAUCGACAUCAGCACAAUAAAUCGCCAUUAAAUUUUUCACAAAAUGAUAGUGAAGGUUCAGAGGCGCCAUUAAGUCCAUUAAGUGAUUAUGGAUAUCAACAUAGUAAUAAUUCACCGAAACACAAUAGCGAUAUUGCAGCGGCAAUAAAAUUAAAUGAAUAUGCACAAUUAGAAUUAAGAAAUAAAAUUAAGAGAUCAUUGAGCACAUCACCGCCGGUAUCACAUCAUCAUCAUCAUAAUCAUCAUCAUAACAGUCAUGAAAAAAGUAUGGAAAAUGAUAUUCAACGUCAUGAAAUCCAAAAACAAAUGGAAUCACAAACGCGCUUGUCAGAUGACCGUCGAUCACAAUCACCACAAUCGCAAUCAACACCACCGCCAACUUCACAAUCACAUCAACACUCGCACAUGCAAAAGCAACCAAUUAUUGUACCAGGAAUUCCAGCCAGUAUUUUAAGAAAUAACAUGUCUCAUGGACAAUUGCCACCGACUAUUCCACCAGAAAUGAUGGCUGCUCAGAACCCGUUUUUUCGGCUGGGAUUUCAACUAGGCGCACUUCCUCAACAUUUGCCGCCACAAUUUCACAAUCCGAAUAUUCCCCGCGAUAGUUAUCCAUUAUAUCCAUGGCUUCUUAGUCGACACGGACGAAUAUUUCCCCAUCGAUUUCCUGGAAACUUCCUCCUGCAUCCUUUCCGUAAGCCAAAACGAGUGCGCACAGCUUUCUCACCGACACAACUACUCAAAUUGGAACAUGCAUUUGAGAAUAAUCAAUAUGUUGUUGGAGCUGAGCGGAAAACAUUAGCACAGCAAUUAAGCUUAACUGAAACUCAGGUCAAAGUGUGGUUCCAAAAUCGCCGCACGAAAUUUAAACGCACACAGCAAGAAGAAGGUGAUUCAAAAUCAGGCGGUGGUGGUAAUCAUAGUAGUCGAUCCGAUAAUUGUGAAGAUGAAGAUGAAUUAAUCGAUAUGGAUGAUUGUAUGUCGGGCGAUGAAGAUAUGUAAAUUAAGUAUAUAUAGAUUAACUAUUAUUUAAAGGAAUAUUCAUGAAGGAAAAGAUGCUCGGUGUGAAGAUAUUUUUGGUACGAUGUUGUGCUGGUGUUCAAUAUUGAUUGAAUCAUUACUGACUGAGAAUUAUUUACCAUAGAUCAGUCAAUACAGUUGAAAUUCAUUAAUUCAACACCAAAAGCAUUUCCACAUCGAACAAAUUCACCUUCAAAAAAUCUCAAAAACACUUUUUAAGAAAUCAUUAAUGCUUAAAAAAUUAGAUAUGUAUUGUCUAUCUAAUUAAAUGUUUAUAUGAGUAUGAAAAGGUCCUAGUAUUAAGAAAAACUGUAUAAAGUAAAUAAAAUGUUUAAGAAAAUAAUUUUAUCGUAUUAAUAUAAUUAAAUAUCCUAUCCAACAACUAUGAAAAUGAUGAUUUUUAUCUAAAAACACAUGAAAAUUGACUGUAAUUAAGUACAAAGGAAGAU
Molecule: messenger RNA, 1568 nt
Organism: Chironomus riparius
Lineage: Eukaryota; Metazoa; Arthropoda; Insecta; Diptera; Chironomidae
Source: the annotation of a GenBank genome assembly